Messenger RNA from Dreissena polymorpha, 2925 nucleotides. Its product is annotated as testis-expressed protein 10 homolog. The coding region runs from base 173 to 2893 and encodes 906 amino acids. NCBI's taxonomy places the organism in Eukaryota, Metazoa, Mollusca, Bivalvia, Myida, Dreissenidae. The transcript has 18 exons. Gene Ontology annotation, cellular component: nucleus; MLL1 complex. The record is from RefSeq and is a predicted model, not a curated record.
ACAAUUGUUAAAAAAUAAGCGGCUAGCCAUUAUGAAAUAAAGAGGCAAGUCAUUCUGAAAUUAGGGGCGAAUAAUUUAGGGGUGAACCGUCAGUGGGCGAGUCGUUGCGUAAUUCAUUUCAAGAUGUCUGCGCCCAUGGACUAGUCGUAGUAAAGAAACUUAAUGAUAGAAAAUGGCAAAAAGUAAGAAAAAGAAGAAUGCAGAUUUCCAGAAGGUCAAGUUGAAAGUUGGCAAGAAGUUAAAGAAAGCUGACAAUGUGACCAAUGCAAGCUUCAAGUCGAGAUCCAUUCAGAUCUCACAGCAUCUGAAGACUGGAGACUCCACUCAACCUGUAACCAAGAAAAAGCAUAAUAUUGCAGAGCUAUUCAGUCACUGUCGCCACUACAGUCCUUCAGUUCGCCACGAAGCAGUCACAGGUCUGAAAGAGCUGCUCAGUGAAAAUCCCCAGCUUAUUGACGGCCAUCUGCCUGACAUUAUUGAAAAGUCCGCCGAAAUGUUCUCCGAUAAAGAUUCGACUGUCCGAAGAGGAGCCGUCAAACACCUGCUGAAGUUGGUAUUUCCCGUCAUCAGUGAGAAGCAGAUUGCUCCUUUUUUCCCUCUCGUCAGCGCCCAUUUGUGCUGCGCCAUGACACACAUCAAUGACGACAUCAAAAUGGACUCCUUGGCAGUAUUGGAUCUGCUGCUGGACCACUUUCCAAAACUCAUGGUGACCAAGUCGAGUCAGGUGCUCACCAACUUCAUCGAGCAGAUCUCAAGGCAGCAAGGUCAAGGCCAGUCAAGGUCAUUGACCAUUAACCCUAGUAGCGGUACUUCCUCGAUGAAAUGGAGACUGUUGGUGAUGAGUCGACUUCAGAAAUUUUUGAAAGCUGUGUUAGUGUUUCAUGGAGAAAACAAAGAUGUAGCGUCUGAAGGUGAAUGCGAUGUGAACAAGACUUUGGACUUUCUGGAUAGCAAAGUUAAUUGUGUGCAGGCGUUUUCACAGUCUUAUCAUGCCUUGUGGACAUCUCCAGGAUAUCUCUUAAGCAGCAUGGCAUCAAAAGUGCCAGACUCAUCAUCCAGCUUGGAUAGUGACAUCUCCAAAGCAGUUCAGACUUUGAUACCACUGAUGCUGGAAUGCUGGGUGGAGGCAACACCAGGCAGUGACAAACCUGGCCAGUCCGGCAAACAUAGAGGCCAGGCGUGUGACAGUACUAGUGCGGGGAUGCUGUACCACAUACUGUGUGUGACACGGUUGCUAUGGGAAUGUGUGCACAGGGGUCAGAAACCUGACCACCAGGUAUUUCAGACUCCAGAGGGUUUGGUAUCCAUGUUCAAGUAUCAGCGUGAGUUUGAGACCCACUUCCUCAGCAAGUUCCCCUACAUGGUCAACAAUGCAGUGACCUCCGGGAAAAAGGAGACAAAUAAAGAUCUUAUACUGGAAAAGGUAUCUGGAGUGACACUCAAUCUGACAGUUUGUGACAUCAUGACCAACUUCCUGCAGCCUCAUUCCCACCAGGUGCUUGACUGGUUGCCCUUAGUGAUCAGGUACAUGAUGCGAGUGUUGUCCAAGGAUGGCAGUCAGAAAGGCGGCAAACACAAUGCCUCAUUGGUGGUGAAAAUUGUGAGGCGACUUUGUUUAACCAACAUCUCUGAUGAGGAGGUGUCCAGCCUUGUGAAUGUGUUAUAUCACAGAUAUCAGCAAGCCAGUCCCACCUCAGCGGAGAAGACUGUGUUCUUUGGAUUCUUUGCGGAUUGCAUCCUGAAAGAAGGAAAUGCCGUACUCAGUCUUGAGGUAGCUAACUCCUUCCUGAGCAGCCUUGCAGAGUUGUUGCCCCUGUGUGUACAAGACAACCCUGGUAUGGCCUCUCUCAUACUGCACACCCUGAGAAUGGCCUGCGUGCAGAACUGCUCACAGUUCAUGGUGGAACCUGACUUCUUGAAGAUAUUCUGUAGUUUCUUUGAACCAGACCAUGGUGUGAUUUCCCAUCUGCCUCCAUUGGACCAGAGGCAGUUGAUUGGUUUGCUGUAUUUUCUACCAAGACUACAAUCACAGUUACUGAAAAUGUUGACCAGUCUGUGUCGCCAUAGCAAACUUAAUGAACAGGAAGUGACCUUCUUGAUUCAGGUUCUACAAAACAGGUACAUCAAACAUGGAGAAACAAGUCAAGAGGCAAUCCUGUAUGUGGGCUUCCUGGCUAAUAUCUUGACAGGUAUGCCACAGAAGGACCUUGUGGAGCAGACAGGUCGAGACCCUGGGUCACAUGUGAGGACCGGUCUGCAGCCAGUGCCUCUGGUCUACCCUGCAGUGAAGGAGGGGCAGAAGCCUUAUGACUGGCACCGGCACUUCACUCUGGUGAAAGUAGUGUCCACCAUGAUGUCACAAUGUACAAACUCAGUGGAAGUAUUUCAAGUUAUUGUCACAGUAGUUGAAAAGUUAAUGACCACUAACGGCUGCAUUCCACUUCAAGCAGUUUAUGGCUUGUGCAAAAUGGCUGAGUCAUUCUCAGUGCCACCUGCCUGCACCCCCAUUCUGAAGAAUGCAUGCAUAUCAUUGGUCACCUAUAUGUUCACUUGUGAAGAACUGGCCAAUCCGAAUGUAGCAGAAGUGAUAUUGAACACUGGUUGUAAUUUGCUAUGCCAGAUGGAGAAUGGAGUUGAAGACAUGUUCAGAUUGCUGUUGAAUACUUACAACACAGGUGCAUCUGUGGAAGAAGUCCUGGCAAUCUUGAAAGUUUGUGUGAAGUUUUUGACAAUGAAGCGCUCACAUCUUGUACAAUGUAAUCCAGAAACUGUGCAGUUAAUGAUGGAACUUCAAAGAGUUAUGCGGUCCAAAGCAAUGUCAAAUGUGGAGGAGAGCGUUUCUUCAGAAUCUGAGAAGCUGAUGACGCAGUUUGAAUAUCAUCUGUCAUUGUAAAAAUAAAUGAAUAAAUAAAUAUAUAAUGUUUA